CAUCGUUGUUAUUUGGUGGCAUGCAUUGAUACCGCUUGAUGUCGAAUGCCUUCGUCAGAAACAAAAGGAAUCGAAGUCAGUAACGCAUGGAUUUGAAAAUUCCUCGAUUGCUUUCGGACUGUUGUUUCCAUCGAAUUUCGAAGUGAAAAAAGUAGCCAGCCGUUGAACGUGGUGCAUUGCGCACCAGAGGAGGAUUGACGGAACAGGUAUUCUGCCAAGGAAAAAGCCAAUUCUUGCCUUUGGAACACUCACAACAAUAACCCCAGGUGAACGAAAUGGUUGCCCUGCAGGAAAGAUUUCCGUUGCUGCUCUACAUCGGCUUGUCUUUCUGCUUUGUCAAAGGAUUCGUCGUGCGGUAUAACCCAUCAGCAACUUCGUCAUCUCCCCACACAAAUCUACAUCCCGUUCCCAGUUAUUCUCAGCGCAAUGUCGGGAAUCGGUAUUAUUUAUCCUCGCAAACCACGCCGGAAGUUGGAAAAACCUCGCUCUCUCCCGAGGAGGAGAUCGGUGCUCUCGGUGCUUCUGCAAAGAUCAGAAAAAUGGCAUUUGGUUUGUGUACAAUGCUCUUGGAAAAAGUUGUGACCAAAGCCAUUGUUGAAGAUAAAGAUGGCUCUGAAAGCAAAAUUAAUCUCGAUGCCAUGCAGAGACUUGUCAGUGCUCUCGAAAUGACCAAAGAAAGCGAUUCAAAGGUACCAUCAACCUCAUCCUUAUCUCUCACCGAAUCCCAGAAUGCUGAAAAUCAAAUUGGAGUUGAAUCAGAGGAAACGGAAACGAAUUCGAGUCUUCCGAUGAAUGAUUCCGUCGAGUCGGCCCCAACGGCAUCAAAUGCUGUUUGGAAUUUUCCAGCACUCGAAAUCAUUGAAUCGAAUCUCGAACCCCUUCGACCGUCUUCCGUCCCUAAAAGGAUGAAGGAGAUCUCAGAACAGAAAAAGAUAAAACAACAACAGGCCUCUGGUGUUGAGGAUCUUCCAUUAGUGCCUGAAUCUACUGUAUAUAUGAAGGACAAUUCGGUAUACACAUGGAAUAAAAAACCAUCUGACUUAAUUUUUGACUCAAAUGAAGCAUGGGAUUUGGAGUCCAUCCUAACAUCUGUCGUUGAAGAGGAAGAGGUUCUGAUGAACCAAAAAAAUAGCGAUGUAGCCCAAAUACAAAGCAAAGUGAUUGGAAUCGAAAAGUAUCCUGCAGCUACAACUUCCACUAACACAUUCGAUGAUACGCAGAACGAUGUCCAAGAUCACCUACUUAACUUACAAGAAGAACAAAAAUCGCAAGAAUUGUUUCGUAGAAAACUUUUGCAAAAGAGGCUCGAGUUGGAGCACAAGACACAAAGCAGAAUAAUGGAAGAAAGCAAAGAGCAUAUCACGGCGCCACAGCAAGUAAAAGCAGAGGGAUCUGUAGAUACUUUGAUAGAAGCUGUAUUGCACACAUCGGAGCAAUCCUUUCGAAGACAGCUUUUAAGGGCAAAAUUGGACAUUGAUGCACGGGCCGAAAGAAUUCAAAGAGAAAGAAGCAAGGAGCAAUUGCACAGGAGUCUGUUGAAAACAAAAUUGAAGCUUGAGUUACAAUCCCAAAAAAUGUCAAGACAGAUGUCUAGUGAAAUCUUUCAGAGGAGGCUCUUGAAAGCAAGACUUGAGAUCGAUGCACGCUCAAAGAUGAUUCAGGCCGAAGAGAGGAUUGUGUCGAACGCCGAACCAAAGACAACGGGAUUGAAAGAAGUUCCUUUUGGUUUGGUCGAAACGAAAAUAAGCGAAGAAUUGUUCCACAGAAGCCUUUUGCGAGAACGACUUGAGCAGGAUUUGCUGAAUAAAGCGAAGAAGGAAGAGAAAGCGAACGAAAAUCAACCUUCCCGAUUGAAAGCUGCGGGAGAGGCCAGCCCUCCUUCUGUUGUAUCUGAAGAUCGGAAAUCGAAAAAGCUGUAUCACAAAAGGCUUUCAACGACACAAAUAGAGGAUACCGAAAAGGGUGAUAGUGUCAAAUUAAAAAACCAAAAAGACCCCACCAGCGAACGAAUUCCAGAUUCGGUUUCCACAGGUGUAAUCGACUGUGUGAACACCGAUUGCAAGGUCGACAAUGAUUCUGAAGAUGAACCAAACUGCAGCGUGAAGGGUUGGGUUUCGUCCCUCCCAACGACCAGUCAGGAACGAUAUGCGAGGGAAGCAAAAGUGUCGCAUUCGUUUGUGCAAAGCGAAUUCAAGCCUGCAUGGUGGUCCAAGAACGAUCAUUUUCAAACGAUCAUCGGGACACUCUUUCGAAAAGAAACCAUGUACAGUCGAGGUGAUCAAGAUAUGAGCACUUUGCUAAGAUUGGCCGGCUUUGAUGGAGAGGCUACCUCGGACGAUUUGUCUGUGAGCCAGAAGCUCGAUGAAUUCCAAUGGGACAGACGAACCCGAGUGGAAACGAAUGAUGGCGAUUUGUUUGUCGUGGAUUGGAGGGAUGCCGAUGUCCCCGAUGAGGAAAUCAGCGGUAAAAACGACGAAAAUCCAAUCUGUUUGAUAUGCCAUGGAUUGGAAAGUUGCUCCGACUCUGAAAUUGCUAGGGAAUUGGCAAUAGCUUGUAACGAGAAGAACAUCGACGCAGCUUGCAUCAAUUUCCGAGGUUGCGCCGAUGGUGGUGAAGAAUGCAGUUUGACUGCAAGAGCUUACCACUUGGGCUUUACGGACGACCUGAUGCAUCAAAUCAAUGAGAUCAACUCGAAGCAUCCCACCAAGCGCAUUUAUCUCAGCGGAUUUUCACUCGGAGCCGGAGUUGUCACGAAGCUUUUGGCAGACCUGGGAGAGGAUGCCUAUCGGUACAACAUCUGCGGUGCUGCAGUGAAUGCAGUUCCGUUUGAUACUAGGCAGUACCACACCAAUUUGAACGAAGCUGGAUUCACGAAGACCAUAUACGGAGACCGUUUGCUGGCAUCGAUGCAACGGCGUUCGAAGCAACAAUUCGACGCCUGUCCCGGGAUUUUUCCGUUUGAGCGCUCUGAGAUUGACAAAUGCAAAACGAUCAUGGACUUAGAAAAUCUUUUGAUUGCCCCUAUCUUUGGUUUUGACGACGCCAUGGACUACUACGACAAAGUGAAGACAAUCGACAAGCUUCACAAUGUGUGUGUUCCAGAGUUGGUCGUCCAGGCCCGAGAUGAUCCUUUUUUUGCAGGAUUAGAGUUGCCGGCCAAUGAUCCGAACACACCUCUAAGAAUCCAGUACACCGACGAAGGAGGCCAUUGCGGAUUCAUCUUCCACCAAUUGGACGCAAACGAAGAGAGGCCGAGUACUUCGUGGAUGCCCACGCAGCUGGCACGAUUCUUGGCCCAUUUGGAAGAAAAUCGUGAACCUUCGGCCGAUAUUCCCCCGGCAGUGCGACAUGAAGGCAAUCCAAUUGAAAUCGAAGAUGAUGUCUUUGCGGUUGCGUCAAAUGCUUAAAUAAUCUAUUGCAAAAAUAUCCUUCGGAUUCUCGUAGUUUGACACAAAGUUCGAUGAUAAAAGCUAGUAAUAGAAGGGCAGAGACCUU
This is a messenger RNA of Pseudo-nitzschia multistriata, 3495 nucleotides long. The record is from the annotation of a GenBank genome assembly. NCBI's taxonomy places the organism in Eukaryota, Bacillariophyta, Bacillariophyceae, Bacillariales, Bacillariaceae.